CAAUAUGCUUGUGAUUUUUACAGUCAAGGUCACUUAGCUACUGGACAUAUUGUAUAAACUGUGUCAAGAUUUUGUCAGAUUUACCUGUGUUUAUGUAGAAUUAUCCUGAUUUACCCUAUUGGACUAUUGUAUGAAGGUACCAAGACUAUGGGGAAGCCUAAACCUUCAAGGAAAACUAAACAAGAAACAGCAGGACAGCCUCCAAAAAUUUCAACAAGGCCAACAGAAAAUGUAGUCAAAUCCAAUAUGGCUUCCACAUGUAAUAUUCCCGCAAUAAGUAACAUUUCAAAUUUGAAUAGCAAUCACAAUACAACUACCUGUACCACGGAUGAUAUAAAGACAGUUAUAGUAGCAUUACAACAAAAAGUGGAGGAUUUAAUGGACAGUACGAAUCGAGUUUUACAACAAAUGGACUUACAGCGACAACAACUUGUGGACAUUUUAGACAGUCAAAUAUCAAAGCUAAAGCUGAAGAUGGACAAUGAGAUUUGUACUUUACGUAAAAACAUUGAACAUAUACACUCUCGUUUGGAUAUUUUGGAAAAUCGAGAUGAAGGUAACUACAAAUCUAAAUCAGUGAAUUCAAAUGUAACUGAAACUGAGGACAAUUAUGUUGUGAUUAAAAAUUUGGAUCAAACGUCGGAAUUGGCUCAAACUGUGAAUGAACUUUUUGGUGAACUAUCGAUUGAUGACAAAAUUGAAACUACCCCUGAAGCUGUCAAAAGACUACCAUCUCAACAUGACCGACCCGGUAUCGUGUUUGUAGCCUUGACAUCACAGAGAGAUAAAAUAUGUAUACUGAAAUUGAAACAUCGCCUCAAAUAUUCAGCAAAAUUCCCCAAUGUUUAUAUUGACACCAGGAAAUCUAGGGAACAACUACAGCAGGAAUACUUAGUGCGCUCUCUCAGGAAAAUGACCGGUCCUCCAAAAUGACUAUCACCCCCCCCAUAUUAGGGCUAUGGAUGAAUUAUACACAAAGGCUUAACAACUGACAUGUGUAUUUUGCCCUUGGUCACUGUACUACAGUAAUACCAUUGUUUACAUCCAGUUGAUCUUGAACAUUCAACUGCGUAACAUGUACCUCAUAAUUAGUAUUGAAAGUUAUAGGCUAAUAAGCUCGUUUCUUUGCUGCAGGACUAUUGAACCAACAAAAAGGAUUAUUUUUUGUAAAUGAAAAGAAACACAUGGACUUAUUUGCGCAACAUGAGUAUUAACUAAAAACAUUCGACUCAUUUUUGAAUCAACAUUGAAGCUGAAAAACCAAUGAACUGAAUGGCACAAAAUAACGUCAACAUACGCAUUGAUACACUUAUUCUUAAAUUCUAUCGAAACUGAACUAUCAAUGAACUGAAUCGCACAAAACAAUCUCAACAAAUACAGUAAAUACUUUGAUAUAAAAAGUGUCUCAUAAGCCGGUGACGGCUGGGGGCUAUUGCCUUUUUUGUAAAUGUAUAAUGUUUGCACCAUGUAUAGCCUGUGACACUAUAAUAAAUAUUUAACUAACUAACUAACU
Messenger RNA from Owenia fusiformis, 1513 nucleotides. NCBI's taxonomy places the organism in Eukaryota, Metazoa, Annelida, Polychaeta, Sabellida, Oweniidae. The record is from the annotation of a GenBank genome assembly.